Messenger RNA from Morus notabilis, 544 nucleotides. Its product is annotated as DNA-binding protein S1FA. Gene Ontology annotation, molecular function: DNA binding. The transcript has 3 exons. The coding region runs from base 141 to 416 and encodes 91 amino acids. The record is from RefSeq and is a predicted model, not a curated record. Gene Ontology annotation, biological process: regulation of DNA-templated transcription. Lineage: Eukaryota; Viridiplantae; Streptophyta; Magnoliopsida; Rosales; Moraceae. Gene Ontology annotation, cellular component: nucleus.
CUUACAGACAAAAAAAGUAGUAUAAAAACACACGGAGAUUCCAAAGCAAAAAACGGCACUACUUUUGCAUCAAAGAAGCGACGAGAUACAGCUCCUUGCAUCAGCUUUUGAUCCGGUUAAUUGCUCUUUGAGUUUCCACGAUGGACAUGGACGAUCCCAUCAUCUUCACCGACAAAAUCCCACCCUCCUUCGACCCCACGGGAACUUUGUUCAAGAAUGCUGAAGCCAAUGGGUUUAAUGCGCGAUCGAUCGUCCUGCUUAUUGUUUCAGGACUAUUGCUCAUCUUUCUGGUUGGCAACUACGCGCUAUACACGUACGCACAGAAGAGUCUUCCACCACGAAAGAAGAAACCGGUAUCGAUGAAGAAGCUGAGGAAGGAGAAGCUCAAGCAUGGUGUAUCGGCCCCGGGGGAGUAAGAAUACCUUGGCUUUGGUACUUGGUAGUGAGACAGAGAGACUUACCAAACACUUUGUGGCUUGUAUGCAUCAAUCAUGUUUCAAAGAAUACCUCUGAGGUUUGAUCAUCCUCUUGAUUAAAUACAAAG